AAUGGCCGAAAAUCAGUCAGCCGAGCAUAAGGAAGCGUAUUGGCGCCGAGUAGUGCUGAAAUGGGUAAAAUGCGCCGAAUUAACCACCAGCCACGAUAGCUUCGAUUUGGAUACCUGCUACACCAACUUCCGAUGCAAAAUUGAAGCAUACUACGAAUUGAUCGAAAACACCGUUGCGGAGUUUCUACGGGUACAGUUUCCGCACUUUGAGUUGGAGCUGAGUAACGAAAACGAGGUGCCGAAAUGUGAUGCUGUUUAUGUAUUUUCGUUGAUGCUUUACUUUUCCUGCAUCCGGUACCCGAUUCCAUACUUUCAAAACGUUGGCCAAGAGUUCGAUGUAGAGUACCAGCGAAGCAUGACAGCGUUUCUGAACUCUUUCGUUUCGAAAGACGGCAAUCAAAUCAUCAUCAACCGAUCAUUCCUAGAUAAAGCGUUCCAGAGCGCCAAACCAGUUGCAAGCGUGUUAAGCGAAGAAUCGUCUAAUAGAAGAGUUCUUAGUCAACAGAUGAUCACCAGCACACCGAGCGGUAAGCUUGAGAUGAGGAAACCGUCACCAACAACGCCGAAAAGUGUGGCGCUCGAAUGGAAGUUAAAGAAUCUCAACGCAUUGCUAGAAACAGCCCAAGCCGAAAACAGCAGCCAGGAAAGACAAAUAGAGCGUUUGUUGCAAAACAUGAAGAAGCUACAGGAGGAGAAAAAAAUGUAUCAGUCGAAAAUUAACAUUUUACAGCUAAAGGAAACGUGUGCUUGUGGAAACAAUUUGACAAAUUUACCAAACGAAUCCAACCGAGUUACAGAACAGCUCCAAAAGCAGCUUGAAUCGAAGAACCAAGACAUAGAGAUGCUGCAGGAAGAACUCAGCAAGCUGAAGGAAAGCGCAAAUGCGGAAAUAGAACGAUACACGUCGAUGAAGAAACAGUAUGCGGUUCUUGAGGAAGACAACCAGCGCAUGAAGAUAGCUGUCGAAGAUUUGAAGGAAGAUAUCAGCAUGAAAGAAGCUUGUAACCAAAAUCUGUUCGAAAUUGUCAAAGAUUUGCGACGCUUUAUUAACGAAAACCAAAUCAAAGGCGCUGGAUUGAUGGAAUCAUUGGAGAGUUCAUUUGAAUUUUUGGAUCAAUCUUUUAAAAAUGUGGCAUCAGACGAUAGCCACUGUUACGACUCCGAGAAUCUGGCAUCGACAGUGGUAGAAAUCAAAUUGAAGGAGAAAGAGCAUGAACUAGAAGCAAUGACAAGGAAAUCGCAAGAGUUAGAAGACAAGCUUAAGGCACACUUGGAAAAGCAGAACCAUUUGCAGGCCGAGUAUAAUGAAAAAGAUGCAAAGCUUCGGCAAACAUUGGCUAAAUCAGAGAAAGAGAAAUCUCAGCUCACCGUAGACCUCGAGGAAGAUAAAGCUUUCAUCGAAGAUCUGAACAAUCAGCUGGAAUCACAGAAAAAAGCGCACCUGGAGAAAUAUGAAUGUCUGCAGGCUGAGAUGAAACAGGAAACAGCAGGCCUUGUAGAAUCAUUGGCAGCAGCUGAAAAAGAGAAAUCAACUCUUGUAGAAGACCUUGAACGGGGAAAAGAUAAGUUGCAGGAUUUAAAUCGACAGUUGCAAGAACGCGAACGUUUGGUGGCCGAGCUGAAUGAAAAUACUGUACAGCUUCGACAAGCAUGGGAGAAAGCAGAGAAAGAGAAAUCUCAGCUCACCGUAGACCUCGAGGAAGGUAAAACUUUCAUCGAAGAUCUGAACAAUCAGCUGGAAUCACAGAAAAAAGCGCACCUGGAGAAAUAUGAAUGUCUGCAGGCUGAGAUGAAACAGGAAACAGCAGGCCUUUUAGAAUCAUUGGCUGCAGCUGAAAAAGAGAAAUCAACACUUGUAGAAAACCUUGAACGGGAAAAAGAUAAGAUGCAGGAUUUAAAUCAACAGUUACAAGAACGCGAACGUUUGGUGGCCGAGCUGAAUGAAAAUACUGUACAGCUUCGACAAGCAUGGGAGAAAGCAGAGAAAGAGAAAUCUCAGCUCACCGUAGACCUCGAGGAAGGUAAAACUUUCAUCGAAGAUCUGAACAAUCAGCUGGAAUCACAGAAAAAAGCGCACCUGGAGAAAUAUGAAUGUCUGCAGGCUGAGAUGAAACAGGAAACAGCAGGCCUUUUAGAAUCAUUGGCUGCAGCUGAAAAAGAGAAAUCAACACUUGUAGAAAACCUUGAACGGGAAAAAGAUAAGCUGCAGGAUUUAAAUCGACAGUUGCAAGAACGCGAACGUUUGGUGUCCGAGCUGAAUGAAAAUACUGUACAGCUUCGACAAGCAUGGGAGAAAUCAGAGAAAGAGAAAUCUCAGCUCACCGUAGACCUCGAGGAAGGUAAAGCUUUCAUCGAAGAUCUGAACAAUCAGCUGGAAUCACAGAAAAAAGCGCACCUGGAGAAAUAUGAAUGUCUGCAGGCUGAGAUGAAACAGGAAACAGCAGGCCUUGUAGAAUCAUUGGCAGCAGCUGAAAAAGAGAAAUCAACUCUUGUAGAAGACCUUGAACGGGGAAAAGAUAAGCUGCAGGAUUUAAAUCGACAGUUGCAAGAACGCGAACGUUUGGUGGCCGAGCUGAAUGAAAAUACUGUACAGCUUCGACAAGCAUUGGAGAAAGCAGAGAAAGAGAAAUCUCAGCUCACCGUAGACCUCGAGGAAGGUAAAACUUUCAUCGAAAAUCUGAAUAAUCAGCUGGAAUCACAGAAAAAAGCGCACCUGGAGAAAUAUGAAUGUCUGCAGGCUGAGAUGAAACAGGAAACAGCAGGCCUUUUAGAAUCAUUGGCUGCAGCUGAAAAAGAGAAAUCAACUCUUGUAGAAAACCUUGAACGGGAAAAAGAUAAGCUGCAGGAUUUAAAUCGACAGUUGCAAGAACGCGAACGUUUGGUGUCCGAGCUGAAUGAAAAUACUGUACAGCUUCGACAAGCAUGGGAGAAAUCAGAGAAAGAGAAAUCUCAGCUCACCGUAGACCUCGAGGAAGAUAAAGCUUUCAUCGAAGAUCUGAACAAUCAGCUGGAAUCACAGAAAAAAGCGCACCUGGAGAAAUAUGAAUGUCUGCAGGCUGAGAUGAAACAGGAAACAGCAGGCCUUGUAGAAUCAUUGGCAGCAGCUGAAAAAGAGAAAUCAACUCUUGUAGAAGACCUUGAACGGGGAAAAGAUAAGCUGCAGGAUUUAAAUCGACAGUUGCAAGAACGCGAACGUUUGGUGGCCGAGCUGAAUGAAAAUACUGUACAGCUUCGACAAGCAUUGGAGAAAGCAGAGAAAGAGAAAUCUCAGCUCACCGUAGACCUCGAGGAAGGUAAAACUUUCAUCGAAGAUCUGAAUAAUCAGCUGGAAUUACAGAAAAAAGCGCACCUGGAGAAAUAUGAAUGUCUGCAGGCUGAGAUGAAACAGGAAACUACGGGGCUUGUAGAAUCAUUGGCUAUAACUAAAAAAGAGAAAUCACAGCUCGCAGCAGAGCUCGAGAUGGCUAAAGCCAAGAUGCAGGAUUUAAAUCGACAGUUGCAGGAACACGAACGUCUGCAGGCGGAGAUGUGUCAGAAAACGGCAGAGCUUCGACAAGCAUUGGCAGAUGCAGAGAAAGAGAAAUCCCAGACAGCUUCAGAGCUGCGGAAAGCAUUAGCUGAACCAGAGCAAAAUAAUUCACAGCUCACAGAAGACCUCGAAAAAGCUAAUGCCAAGAUGGAAGAUUUGAAUCGACAGCUACAAGAACAUGAACGUUUGGUAGACGAGCUCAAUACAAAUACUUCCCAGCUUCAACAAGCUCUGUCAAAUGCAGAGGAAGAGAAAUCAUCGCUCACCGAAGAUAUCAAGAACGGUAAAAGCUCGAGCAGUUCCAGCACCUGUCAGCGCGAUGAAAUGGCUAAACAGAUUUUGACCUUGCAGCAGACUCUAGAUCAAGAGCAGGAAAAAUCGGAAGAGAUCAGCUGUCAACAUAUGCAGGCUAAACGCCAGGCGGAUGAUCUGGGUGUGCAGUGCACAAAGCUAAUGCAGCAGCUAUCGGCGGAUCGCAGCGAAAUGGCUAAUCUCCAGCAACAGCUUGCAACGAAAGAUGCAAAACUGAUGGAAAUGAGCGUGCUGCACGAGGAAACGGUGAAGAAGUACGAAAAAGCGUACCAGGAUGGCGAAAUAGUUGCGGCGAAACUGUACACAACACGGCUAGCGUUGAAAGAGAAGGAAGAAUUGUGGGCGAAGGAACGGGCGUCGAUGGCUAACGCGAUGGAGGAGAAGUUACGCGAUGCAAGGAUCGAGCAUGAUAGCAAAAUGGCAAAAAUGAAGGAUAGAAUGGUGGAGCUACACAAAGAAGUUAAAACAAAGCUAGAAUCCGAGAAUCAAGGGUUGCUAUUAACGGUUGAAGGCUACAGAAGGAAGGUGGAAAACUUGGAAAUACGCUGCGCUAAGCUACAGCAACAGCUGGCCGAGAUGAACGAGCGCAAUCUGGAAGUUCGGAAAGAGAAUCAGCUGCUCCAUAUCAGGAUAAAGUCACUGGACGAGUUUGGUAACGAUCGAAAGUCUGUGCUGCUACCAACUCAGGCAAACUUGCGCAACAAUUUCAAGAUGGAGGAUGAGGAGGGGGAGCUGUUCAACAAUAUGUAUCUGGCUGACUUAAAAAGUGGGCGCUGUGUGUCGCCCGGUGGUCCAUCAACCACCAAAAGUGGUCUGAAUCGGUACUCCGAACUGUCGCAGCGCAAUUCGAUGGUUAUGCCCCACUUACGCACGAACUAUGUGGCGCUCGAACCCGACUGUGAGCCACCGCAGGAUGAUACACGAGACAAUAUGUCGACCACAUUCGAUGAUAGCUCGACAGGUUUGAUCUCGCGCCGGAAGGUUAGCGGGAUCACAUCCUACAAGCGUCCCGGUCCACCAACGCCAAGCAAGCGUGCCGGUCGGCUGUCGUUAUCCGGCGCACUGUCUGGCAACCUGGUCGGUGAGGUACAGUACAAGGAGGUAUUGCGAGACGCUAACGCAAAUGAUGCCGUUGGUGGUGGUACUGCUGCUGCUGUCGUUGGCCCUGGAGGAGAGUCGGCAGCACGGACAGCACGAACAAAAACGCCCGGCAAGUUUAAGCAGAUGAUCAGUUCGUCCAGCCUGCUGAACAACUUUCAGCGCGACGAGAACACCUCCCCACGGCGGCGGCUCAGCUGGUUUAACAAGGGCAAAAAGUUUUAGUAGCGAAAGAGACAAUAAACUAGCGAGA
Messenger RNA from Anopheles maculipalpis, 5192 nucleotides. RefSeq names its product early endosome antigen 1-like. The record is from RefSeq and is a predicted model, not a curated record. Bases 2 to 5164 code for a protein of 1720 amino acids. NCBI's taxonomy places the organism in Eukaryota, Metazoa, Arthropoda, Insecta, Diptera, Culicidae. The transcript is spliced from 12 exons.